Molecule: messenger RNA, 1641 nt
Organism: Trypanosoma theileri
Lineage: Eukaryota; Euglenozoa; Kinetoplastea; Trypanosomatida; Trypanosomatidae
Exons: 1
Coding region: 1-1641 (546 amino acids)
Source: RefSeq, a predicted model, not a curated record
AUGGUUUCAAUUGAUGAUUGGAGGAAGGAGUGCACUUCAGAGGAUCAUGUGCAGCGUCAGUACUUUGCCAGAAAUGCUUUACAACGAAACUUCCGAGGGGAUGUGCAGCGGCGAGUGACGUCAUCAUCAUCGCCUUCCACCACGGCGGUGAUUGAUUGCUGCUGGGCCAGAGGACACCACACAGGUGGGAUGUUAUCCACUGUUUCAUCAGCCCUUUCUCCGUGUCUUUUCUGCGCUCUCUCCAGUGGUAGUGUCUGCAUUCUGAACACAUCGAAUUUCGUAAAGACGUAUCUGUUUGAGAGUGAUACAGAACGACGGAGUCAAAAAUCUGAUCAAACAUCGAAAAAAGAAAUUCCAAAUCAGCAAGAAUGCUGCCGUGAUAAUCUAACUGCCAUUGAUUGUUUCCUUCUCCCUCGUUCUGGAUCACGGAGUGCCGUUUCACCAUCAGCAACAGUAGCCGCAACAGCAGGGGGAAUAGGACGAGGAACGACCUCAGAGACGGAGGAGUCUUCAGUAAUUGUGUGCGCCGUAGCGGAGGGAUGGCUCUGCACAUUUGCUGUUGACGCCGACACUCCCACACACUCGCGCUCCGUUAGUGUGAAGGCGGGAACUGUACACAAGGCUGUUGAGUUGCCAUCUAAUGAUGUGCUUCCAUCAAAGGGAACAUGGGAAAAGAUGUGGAUUCGCUUUAGCGCGAAGGGCUCACGAAUCGUCGUGGUGACUACAUGGAAGGCACCGUGUGGACGCAAUACCACAACGUUUGGUAUUUCAAAUGGCGAGGAGGAUUAUAUUCAGUAUGGGGCGCAUUUUUGCGUUCUUAAGCGCCGGGAAGGUGGGGCGUUAGAUGCGUACACUGUGGAGAAGCCAUGGACCCAGGUAUCUGCUGCCAGUGAGAGAACUUCGGCAGAAUUGUUGCAUGUUGUCUGGUGGGAUGAUGAUGAGAGCAUGAUGCUUACAGUUUGGACAGAUGGUACUGUGUCACUCAUCAAUUUAGAGCUGAAAACCAUUAGACAUACCUCAGUGUUUUAUAGCAGUGUGGAACAAACUCCUGGUCGUAUUACAGCGGCAACAGCUGUGGCUCCAAUUACUAACAGCAGUAUAAAUGGGGGACGAAGUGGUGGUACACCUCCUCAGUCAGGUCUUUUAGCGUUAGUAGUGGAUGGAAAUAUUGUAAUGGUGUUCACUGUAUAUGAGUUGCUGGUUCCUCAUGUGCAUGCUACAGAUAGUGUUGAGGAGGCACCACUGAAAGCUGCAAAAACUGAAGUGAAUGAAAAUGAGAAAAUGAAAAAAGGUCUCAAGUUACGACCUGCGCAUCAAACAUACUGUAGUGAAGACAUUCCCGUUCGUGAUCUUGCCCUUUUUGACAACUUCAUUCCCUACACCUUGGCUGUACUACUGGAGAGUGGAGCACUACUCACGUUUGACUCAGUUACCAUGGAACUUCUUUACCAUCGUCCACUCCAACGUCUCUUUCCCGCAGUAGGAGCCAAGACAAGACACCAGGUCCAGGAGAAGCGUGAUGACACAGCUAAAACGGAAAGCCAAUGUCAAUGCAGAAGUUACUUCAUUAGACCAAGGGAGAGGCCUAUGGCUAUGUGCGUCAUGGAGCACAAUACCGUUGUUGUGUUACGUCCGCCUUAA